Owenia fusiformis is the source of this 1158-nucleotide messenger RNA. The record is from the annotation of a GenBank genome assembly. NCBI's taxonomy places the organism in Eukaryota, Metazoa, Annelida, Polychaeta, Sabellida, Oweniidae.
GGAACCAGUUUUAGAAGAAAUUAAAUUGUAUUCGACUCAAAAUUACUUAGUUUGCCAAUAAAAUCUAACAAUACAUUCACAAAUACACAGUUACACACAUCGCUUAUUGACCAUUGAUUGGAAUAAUAUUACAAUAAUCAGAGAAAUAUCAGUUUCUGUAAAUGAAUUCUUGUAUGUUUUGGGGAUUUACGAAACGGUCGUUUAGAUCUCUCAGAGUCCUUAUUGUUCAGGAUUGGAUUUUUAGCUGACUCGUACUUGGUAGCAUUAGGACCAGGAUGGAUCACAGAGUAAUAACAAUUGGAUAUCUAUUUUUAGACAUAUUACCAAUUGUCUUGGGGACAUUGUAUGGCAUUUCUGAAGGUGUGUUUCAUCGUAAUCCAGAUGAAGUUAGAACCGGCAUACCGACAGCUAACAAGUGUCUUCUCGAGUGUCAAUUAGAUGACACGUGUCAAGCUGUGGCGUAUCAUGGUGACACAUUACAAUGCGAUUUUCAUAUUACACCUGCAUGUUUACUUGAUGAACCACAUGCAUAUAAUAUCUAUAGGCAGGAAGAAACACAUCAGUUAUGCCCAACUUACAUUGGCUGUUUUAUUGAUGCAACUAACACGAGGGACCUGUCAAACGUGCAGGGAUAUUUUCCAUCAUCACACGCUACCCCAAAUACAUUGGAGUUCUGUGAAUCAUUAUGUCGACCACAGGGAUUUCAGUAUAUUGGGUUACAAAAUGGUCAGGACUGUUGGUGUAGUAACAGUUAUGGUAACCAUGGCGAAGUCCCAGACUCGGAUUGCAACACGGCCUGCCCUGGUGAUCCUAAUACGAUGUGUGGAGGGGUGUUCAGGAACUCUAUUUAUAGAAUAAUUUAUUGACAAGAGCACAUUGGUUUUAUAAGAUGCAAUCGAUGUAUAUGCAUCAGAAAAUCAAUCCACAACACGUUCGACUUAAUAGUUAGUGGCAUCCAUCGUUUUAUAUUCAAACUCCAAUAAAGACCGUGGAGCGUCAUUGUUUAUAUGGGUAAGCAUUGAUCCAUAAGAGGGGUGACACCCUUUCAGUUGAAUCAUUUCCCAAAACAAUAAUCAUUGCCUGAAGUUCAAUAAUCGUAGAUAUCAAAUAUCAACAUAUUUGAUAUCAACUCGGCGAUGAAAUGAUAUCACUCAAAAU